AUUUCCGCGGCUUUUCGGAGAAGCAGGCUUUCAAGUCGAUACACAGGAUGUCCAGUGACAGGUUUUAGGUAAGUUCAUACGCUGUUAUUACUUAUUAGACACCUUAAGAUUGACGUUUAUUUUAUUUACGCCUAACCGCAAACCGCGGUUUGUUGUUAGCGGUUUCACGUUUGCCGUACUUGCAAAUAUGAAAUUAAGAUUGACGUUUUUCUUCGCGUUCAAUUUUUUCCCGUCGAAACUAUAGGAUCCAUUUGAAUUGUGCCAUCCUGUCAAAAAAACAAAUGUCACUACCAAUUUGUUAAAAUGAAUUGAAAUAUGAUGAAAGUAUAAAUGUAAGUAAGAAAUAUGCAAGUAUGUUUAAACAUGGAUUGUGAAAAGGUCGUCAAUGAUUUUGAACUUGCUUUAUCGUGAAUGUUCAGAUGUAAACGUUUAUUAAUUAAAACGAUUCAAAACACGACUUAAAAUAAACAAAUCUCAAUUUAAGAAAUCUAUCAUACCAAAAUCGGCCACAAAAUAUUGAACUGACAAUCGAAAUUUUCAUGUUUGUUUAACCCAAAUAAUAUCAUGAUUGCGGGUAUUCCCUUUGUUCUCGCAGGGCAAUUAAAAACUAAUGCACCUCAUUAUAUUCAUAUUUUCUAAUCCUACCCGCUUUUACGUCAUGUCAGGUAGAAUUAGUUCUAAUCCUACCCGAAACGACGUCAAAGCGGGUACGAUUAGAAAAAAUGAAUAUAAAUGAGAUAUCUGAAAUCGCCAAAACUAAACAAAGACAUGGAAAACAAUUAUACCAUUUAAUUUAUACCAUUAUUUAUUGUUAAUUGGUUUUUAAUGGCCCUGCGUAAACAACGGGAAUACCCGCAAUCAUGAUAUUAUAAGGUAAUAGCAUAAAAAGAAGCGAAUUAGCUAUUAAAACGUCCCGCCCGAUGAGGGUCGUUUAGUAUAAUUGCCUUGGGCGCCGCUCGAUGAGGGUCAUUUUGAAUGCAAAUGCAAUGAGCUUUGUUUCUGCCCGCGAUUUUUUGGUCAGCGACGACAAAUUUCCCACCUGUUCUAUUACUUAUAAUAAAUAAGAGUCGAUUGGGCGCCAUGUUGUCUAUAUAUCGAAUUUAUACAUGGUUCGGUUAAAGCACUCAGAAUAUGAAAAAGUUCCGUUAAAAACAACUUUUAUCCAUCCAAAUCAAAGAUAAGAUGUAUAUUUGUCUUAAUAUAUGUCAUAUACGUGCAAUGAAGUAAUAACAGUUGAAUAAAAUGCUGAGGUAAAUCACUUACCUGUAGAAUGCACUCUUGAGGUUUAAAACAUGAGCGAUUUACGGCAAACAUGACGGCAAGCUCCUGGUCACGUGGUUUCUAGCGGUUAGACGUUUGCGAAAAAUACGUCAAUCUUAAGGUGUCUAUUGACAGGGUUUACCUGGGAUUACUUUACUUUUUUAUGCCCAAAAUAAUCAGUAUGCCAAUAAAAUUAGUCUUUCAAGUCAUAAGCUUGCAAAUCAUUGGUGCGUAAGGAGUGGCGUUGCCAGCCCGACAAUUUGGUCAUGCUAUGCAAAUCUUUCCGUGUUCAUAGACCGUGAAAACAAACAAUUUCUGAAGAAAUGAAUAAUAUGAUUUUUUCUGUGUUGGUGUUGUGUACUCAGGUGAAUAUGAUGUUUGUGAUGUUACUGACCGCGUAGCUCAGUUGGCGGAGCAUUGGUCUAGUAUUCCAAAGGUCGUAGGUUCUUUUCCCACCGUGGCCGGGCAUAUUUUUCAAGCUCGCCCGGUGUGGAUAUACACUCAGAGUAACAUCGCAAAUAUCAUAUUCACCUGAGUACACAACAUCAACACAGAAAAAAUCAUAUUACUAGAUUACAUUGGUAUCGAAGGAACUAGAUUCUGUUCCGAAAUAUCACUUACUCGAACCGUCCUGACCGCGUAGCUCAGUUGGAAGAGCAUUGGGCUAGUAUUCCAAAGGUCGUACAGUAGGUUCGAUUCCCACCGUGGCCGGGCAUAUUUUUCAAGCUUGCCCGAUGUGGAUAUAUACUCAGAGUAACAUCACAAACAUAAAAAAUUAAUGAAUAAUAAUGAUUUGAUAUUUGCGUAGCAUGACCAAAUUGUCGGGCUGAUUACGCCACUGUGCUUAAUGCCGGGUACAAUUUACGUAUAAAAAUAAUACAGGAUACAUUCCAUUUUUGAUAAUUAUUUGUUCUUUCAUUUGUGGACCAUUCGAUGGUAUAGUGCGCUCAAGCACAUUCAAGACUUAUCAAGUGAGGAUGCUCAACUAGGUUAUAGUAACAUUUAGUAAUAUUAUAUAGUUACGUUAAAGUAACAAUUAGAUUUUUAGGAACAUUUCCUUGAAGAAAACCUUCACAGUCACGAUAUAAACCAACACGCAGAUGGACAUAAAACACAUGUCUCCCAAGUUUACCUGCAUACACCCAAUGAGUACAAUAUUUUGUAUCUACAGAAGCAUUACAGUACAAUUCCAAGAUCAUUGCUUUUACUUACAGCGCGGGAACAAUAGUUGUUACAUACCUAGCUACAUUAGAUCCAUCUGCAACCAACGAAACUGCUUCAACUAUCCAAGCGGCCAUACAACAACAACUUUUCGUUAACGGUACUGGAACCUUCCUUGGGCAAUAUCAUCUACAAGGAACCAGGCAGACUGCCCUAACAUUUGAAGGUAAGUCCAUCUUCUCAUCUUGUGGGAAGAAACGCUCGUCCUAAAAGCGUAUGAAAUACCAAAAAGCUUGUUGAAAAACAAGGCGCUAGCAAAAUUUAAUAUAUUUCAAAUCGUUUUACACGCCAGUAAUAAACCGCUUUUGAGUUUUUUACAUCUCAAACGGAAUUGUAAAUCAAGGCGAAAAUUGAGUUAAUUUAUGGGCGUUUAUUACCAUGGUUUGAAGACAACGUUAUCGUGCAAGUUUCCUUGCUGUUUUGCUCAUGAAUGUCUAAUUAGUCUGAGAUGCAUAUUAAUUGGAUGAAACAGCACGCUGAGGUAAGCGAUUGCCUAAAGGACGUUUUCGCUUUGCCAGCGCAGGCGAAGCGUUCAUUGUUUUUGACGACUGUCACGCCCGCUGAACAGAUUUUCGAAGCCCGCGCGGGCAAAGCGACUGCAAUGGAAAACUGCCUUAAAGAGUAGCAGCAAUAAAGCGAUUUGAAACAUAAAUUUUACCUGAUUUUUUGCAUAUUCAGUUGUUGUAAGACUAUAUUACAACAUGGUCUACUUGCCGCCAAAUUUGUCUAGAUUCUUUUGAUGCAUUCACACAAACAUUAAUUGUAUACAUUAUUAUCAAUGUACCAAUUCCUUACUUUUUGAAUGUUUCACAUGUAAUGCUGGCGGGGAAAAUACUGGGCCUCUGCAUGGAAAAUAUUCGUUGCAGUUUGAAAUAAUUAAAAUGAAAUAUUAGAGUAAAUAAAUGCAACAUUAUUACCUCCGCCAGGAGGUUAUGUAAUCAUCUGGGUUUGUGUGUAUGUGUGUGUGAAUGUGUGUAUGUGUGUGUGUUUGUCUGUGAGCACGAUAACUCAAGGAAUUCCAAACAUAUUCAUACGAAAUUUGUUGAAUGCAUUUCCCAUCGGCUAAGGAAGAAUUGAUUAAAAUUUGGUUGGAUUUGGUUAAAAAUUGAACGAGAAAUGAACAAACUUUUGUCUUGCUUUUCCCGGUCAAUUAAAAAAAAAAACUCACUGAAUACGUAAUUAGGACGUGUAUAAUGUAUGCACGCUGUACUAAGACAAUAAUGAGAUGACAAACCUCAUGAAGCUUCAUCCUUCAUUAUCUAUAUUGUCUUGGUUGCAUUGCACGCGACCGAAAUUCAAUGUUUAAAACAAGGCUUACGGAGUUACGCAUUAUUGCGUUCAGCAAAGUGCCAGUCCAUUCAAAUUCUAAUAACAUUAGAUUACUUCAAUACAGGGUGUAUAAAAAAAACGCAACCUCGUAAUUUCCCAAGAAAUCGACAUUGUUUUAAAGACAAAAGAUUUUAGCUGCCUGGGAAUUUAAAAUAGCACAACUGUCAAAAUUACUGCACAACGCGAGUGCAUAAAGCAAAAUUUAUGCAUUUAUUUAAUGACACUUAAUAAGUUUUAUUUUACAAGUACUGUACAUGUAGUACAACAACAGUAAUAUGAUCUAUUAGCAAUUCGAUUUCAAUUCCCGGGGGCCUAAAAUCUUUUAUGCUUAAGAAUUACAAAGUGGAUUUCUUAGGAAAUUCCAAGGUUGCGUUUCACUUCCAAGUAGCGGGCGGAGGUAUGCAGUCUCUGAGUGCCCUCUAGUUUCAGAUUAAAUGCUUACGGAGUUGCAUUCCAAAUUAGGAACAGUUUAUUACUGACGUUAAUAUGACUUCGUGUAUAUUUUGUUGAGCAAAACGUUUGCAUGGUGGGAAGAUAAGUUUGCUUCCGCGGCAAGAGUGGACGAACGGCGAACUUUCCAGGAAAGAUGGUAAUUUAUUGUGUUGUAAUAAAAAAAGAAUGUAAUGUUAUAUUUGUCCCAAAUAGAUUAUGAUGAAUGUAAUCCUGCAUCAAGCAUUCAUAUUCAAGACUGUGGUACAGGAGCAACAUGUACUAAUGAAGUAGGAACAUAUUCGUGUCAAUGUUCCACUGGAUAUGAAGGAACUCCGCCUGGUUGUACAGGUAUGUACAUGAGAUGAAAAACAACUAUUACUUUUAGGAUGGAUAGUUAAAAAAAAUUGGAUAGGAAACAACUGACUCUAGCCGACCUGAAUUAUUUGAAAUAUGUGAUGUCACGAAUUCCAUGAAUAUAUAAAGUCUUACUGCGUUUCAGUCGUCCAUUUUCCUAUAUUUUUGCAUUCAAGUAGCUAUUGUGAGAUUCAAAAUGGGUUCAUGAACCUACCUAUACGUGUGCCAUGGCAAAGUAUUCGAAGUAAAGGUAGUUCGUCUUUGUUUCAGAUUUUUACUUUCGUACAUAAUUAAGAAAUUGGCGUUACAAAAACUGUUCUUGUUUUCUAAUGCGUACAACACCGUCUAAUUAACAAUUAGGGCCUGUUCCAGGCGGGACGGGAUGCUUACCGAGAUCCCGCUCGUAAUACGAAUUCUAAAGAGUGUUUAUAUGAUCCCGCCACUUAUCCCGCCUAGACGGGAUCUCGGCAACAGAUGCCGGGAUCCCGCCUAAGCAAGAUGAAAUAUUCCCAUAUAAGCACUUCAUCCCGCCUAGCCGGGACGAAAAAUUCCCAUAUAAACACUUCAUCCCGGCUAGGCGGGAUGAAUUUUUCCCUUUUGAGCAUGCGUAAAUGCUUUAUUGCAACAAAAAUAUGACGUCAAGCACUUAAAUGGCUUCUUCCUGGCAAUGUAUUUUGUCCAUAUAAACACUAGGCGAGUAUCCCGUCUAGGCGAGUAUCCCGUCUAGGCGUGACGAAAACGUCCCGUCCCGUCUAGGCGGGAUCAUAUAAACAGGCCCUUAGUCGCUGAAGGUGAGGUGAUUACAAACCUAUAUAUAUUCACUGAGCCGAAGGCGAAGUUAAUAUAGGCUUGUAAUCACCGAGCCUGAGGCAACUAAUUGGCAUAAAUAAUUUACUUCCCUCUGAUUCUCAGACAUUUCUUUUGGAAAAGCAAUAAUUACUGGUCAGGGCAGUCUGAGCAGUAACUAUUGCCUCAGAGUUACUGCUGAUGGAGUCAAUCAGAAUGCUCAAAGGCCAUUUUUAAAAUACUGAAAUUAUAGUUGCUUGAUGGAAUGCUCAGCUGUAUUGUUGCUAAACGUUGAAUUUGGUGACGUCAUAAUUUGAACAAGGUUGAGGCGCCAUCAGCACGCUGAAAACAUUAUAUAUCAUCAUGAGUUUCGUAUCCAGUGUUUUUAUUUUCCAUUGAAUAUGCUACCGUGUAUAAAUAUUUUCAAAGGUUUUGAGUUUUGUUUAAACAACGAAUUUGCAGCUGACCGUUUUAAACAAUAUAGAACACAUAACCGAAGAUGUGGCCAAAAACGUACCGGAAAUGAAUUUGGGAUAAUAACGACUAAUUGUGCUUAUGUCAUAAAAUGGAAACAUCAGAAAAAAACUCACCUUCACAUCGUCCAUCGUGCUUUCUUCUUAUGUAGUUAUGUUUCUUCUUAUAGUAAUUAAAAUGUCUUUAUUUAGGUACAAACACAGCCACUCUACAUACAAUUAAAUGACUGUUUGUUCUUCUUUUACAGCUGUCGAAGUAUUUCCACCGUUGCAUUUUGGUAUGUUUUGUUUAUCUCUGUUGCUUUUUUCAGUCAUCUGUAAAGUAUAUUGUUCAGUAAUAAACUCCAGAAUCCCAGUCAGGAAAUCUAACCCCAUUUCUCGUUGUGGUACUCAAAGAUUAAUAAAUCUCAAAAGAGCAUUACACUUCCACAAUGUUGCUGUACUCCAUGCUAGAGUCGCAGUUACACUUCUUCAGGGUUCUUGAUUAAAAAUAUCGUAAUAAAACCUAAUAUGGAAUGGGACUGGCCCGGUCGUCAGAGCAGAGCCCAUUCACUUCUGAGAUCGUGGUUUCGAUUCUCGUUACGAACUCGUGUAAAAAGAGUCUGUCAACGCUCUGCCGAAAGUCGUGGGUUUUCUCUGGUGCUCCGGUUUCUUCCCACAGGGAAAGUUGUCAUUGUGGGUUAGGAUAAAUAGACCUUAUGCAUAAUGACGUCACAAGGCUUGAUGCCUGCGAGGAAUGCUGGUCUUAGUAGUCAUCGCCCGGGAAGAUUUCGAUAGUGGCCAUUUUGAAUAGUUUAAUUUUCCCGGGCGAUGACUACUAAGACCAGCAUUCCUCGCAGGCAUCAAGCCUUUUGACGUCAUUAUGCAUAAGGUCUAUUGUUAGUAAAGUAAUAUCAGAAUUGUUGAUUACUUGAUCUAAUCGUCACUGAAAAACCCCGAUGGGUUUAGUAUAGUAGAUGAAUUUACAUUCAAGCGGUGUAAUCUCUCCUCAUUUCCCUGUUAUUUUAUUGAUCGGUGUUAAACGUGCCAACACUUGAGCAAUGUAAAUGUGUACGAAAUCUAGUGGAUCAUUGCGCUGAUCUGAUACAUUAUUUAUAUAGAGCUAUUUCAAAAAAGGUUGACCUUUGAAAAACCUUAAACUCUAAACCUUAAACUCUAAGCGUGCAAAGCAUAAUGGGAGCAUCAUUUAAACAGUUUAGAAAUAAUAUAUGGGGACCAUUUCUUAGAGGCACGGUAUAAAUAUCUCCUUAUACGAGAACAAUUCAUUCACAAAUAGCUGCAAUAAUCACUACUAAGCUUGAAACUUGUGCUCCCAUUAAGCUUUGCCCGCUUAGAGUUUAAGGUUUAGAGUUUUUCAAAGGACAACCUUUUUUGAAUUGGCUGUGUAUUAUGUCGUAAAUUCACCUUAAAAACAGUGCAAAUUAUCCCUGUCAUACCUGUAUAGUGUAUUAGAUAUCACCUUGAUGACGUAAAAAAGGUGACUGCUUAUGCAGUGCAAAUGUGCCCUGGACAGGAUGGGUUGUUGCAGCUCAUCGGGUGUAAAGUUUGAACAGGCGAAAUUUACACAUGCUUGACAAAACAUGGUGAGAUGUUUUGUGCCAGGCUGAAAACCAGAUUUAUCGUGUGAAUUUCAUAAUGUUCCAAGGCACCAGUUUCCAAAUAUAUAUUUUUUUCCAUUCUACCUCAAGGUAACUUUCCCUUGACUAUAAUUUCAUAAUUAAUCGUACUACAGUAUAGUAUCGAUAUUUCGAAAUUGGAAAAGCUAUCACUUUAACAAAAUGUUAUUUCGUUUUUUUCAAUCAAAGUUUCUCACUAUAGCGUUUUGUUGUGUAUUUUAGUGAAUGAUGAUGAUGCAGAGCUGGUGAAAUGGCUCAUGGUUUUUGUCAUAGUUUUCCUUUCCAUUUGCUUCCUUGUCACUUUCGUCGUUAUAAUUGCUAUUUGUAGAACGUAAGUAACAGUUAUACAGGGUGUAUAAAAAUCUGGUAGAUCAUUUUAAAAUGGCCACUAAACAGAAAAUUCCGCAAUAUUUGUGAAACAUGUCAAUGUGGGUGUUUUACGGUCUUCUCUUAGUGGUCCUCUCUGCCACUAAAGUCAUAGACUACCGGCCAGCUUUUCACACACUGAUUGCAUUUCUUGUUACCAGCUGUAUUGUUAUAAAACAAAAUUACAGUUUAAGGAGUUUUAUGACAGACAGUCUCGCACUAAUGAGCAGGAGCAUCUCUACAUCGAAUGUUGUCUCAAGCAAGUUUUGUAGUUGUUUUUAUAUGUUUCUUCCAAGGAAAACAAGCAUGUAGGAGGUAAUGUCUUACAGGUGUAGUUCCAAACUUUAAGUAGACUCUUGAAGUAGACUCUUGAAGUAGGACGUUUGGAAUGUACCAUGUUUACAUAUUAGGCCCCUAAACGUUUCUUUCGGAAUUUACAGUUAAUUUGUCAUUUUACCAUUGUCUAUUUUUAUGCACACUCUGUAUAGUUUGAAACCUAUAUAUGUGUGUUCUUUUGUUUUUAAUCUAUUUUGUUUAUUUUUGUGUGUUUGUUCCUUUUUGCUUUUUUUCUAUUCUGUUUGUUUUUUUCCUGUUUCAAUGUUUAUUUAUAUGCUUGUUUAAUUUCGUUUGAUUAUUCUUUGAUUAUCUUGUCUUGCUUUGUUAUUGUGUGUAAUGUGUUGAUUAGGUUUGUCGGAAAUAUGUCUGGCAUUGGCAGUUUAACAUUUUAACAACGAACAACGAGUACGGACUAUACGUAGGGUUGCAUGAUCAUAAAUUACAGCGUCAUGUUUGACAUGAAAAGAAUGUUAGUAAACUCAUGUUUGUCUUGGUGGUUUUCAACAAAAAGAACGAAUAUUCUUAAAUAAAAUUGUUGACCGCUUUCUGAAAAAAGGUAUCAAUUUCCCGUGCGUAAUACAAAAUGACUGAAAAACGGCAAACUUCGCAGGGCUAUGUUAUCCGCAUUUUACAACAUUUCGCAACGAAACUUCGGAAUAUUACUAAUUUUGUGAUGCUCUUUGUCCAGAAUUGUCCAGAUCAAAAUUUUGUUUAUUAGGUAAUAGGUCGAUUAGGCAUAAUUCAAGAUCAGCAAACUUAAUGUUUUUAACAUUGUAAAACAUUUUUAUUGUUAAAAACAUUAAGUUUGCUGAUCUUGAAUUAUGUUGAAUCGAUUUUCCUAGUACGUUUUAUUCAAUUGAAAGAGCUCAAAUGCGCCUUAAAACCAUCAUUCAAGAGGUUGAAUUAUGCCUUUAAAAGGAUUUUAGAAACUCAUUAAUAAUUCAUGAAGAAAACACAAAGAAAAAUCAUAAGCGUGUCGUAUCUGUAUAUGUGAUACAGAUUCAUGUUGAUUUACAUAAACUUUAACUUUGAUUUUUUCGGCUUAGACAACGUUUAUUUUUAAAAUUACUUCGCCAAUGAACUCAUAAGAUGAGUCGUUUUUUGAGCCAUUUACAACAUUUGCGUCCGUGUUGUAUCGGUUAUACAAGCUCUCGCCUCACGGCCGCUCAUGUUGUAAAUAGUACAUAUUUUGUUAUUGAAUGUUUAUAAGCAAGCAUAUUUUUCUUACAUCGUUAGACUAAGUCAUGCAGGGAAGUACGUACCAGAAGAAGAUGAAAUAUCAAUGGGAAGAGUGACUUCAAUAGCAACUCCCAAGUACGAAGAACGUCAAGUGAUGAGAGAAUAUUACAGCUAA
Paramuricea clavata is the source of this 9527-nucleotide messenger RNA. Lineage: Eukaryota; Metazoa; Cnidaria; Anthozoa; Malacalcyonacea; Plexauridae. The record is from the annotation of a GenBank genome assembly.